Molecule: messenger RNA, 2697 nt
Organism: Cloeon dipterum
Lineage: Eukaryota; Metazoa; Arthropoda; Insecta; Ephemeroptera; Baetidae
Product: WD repeat-containing protein l(2)05287
Exons: 13
Coding region: 148-2631 (827 amino acids)
Biological process (GO): positive regulation of transcription by RNA polymerase I; positive regulation of rRNA processing
Cellular component (GO): nucleolus
Molecular function (GO): RNA binding; protein binding
Source: RefSeq, a predicted model, not a curated record
UCUGCUGCUUUACCGACCAUGUGGUCUUCCAUGCUUAGUGCUUUCUAUGUUUGUUUGAACUUGGAUCUAUUAAAAAUUCAGACACUGGUGAAGAAUUGAGUAAAGCACAAGUACAUAAUACAUUUCAGGAUUGUGAAUGAUGAAGAAAUGAUCACCACACAAGAAGAAUUAAAGUUGAAAAGGGUAGCCGGUGGUUCCAUUACGGAACACCGACCCUUAUUUUCUUCUGAUUCACUAUAUAUCUACAUCAUAUGGGACGAUGGAGUUCGACAAUACAGCAUAAAGACGGGAAAAUUUGUGCAAAAGUUGGAAACACCAAAUGAAGUCGUUGAAUUGCUGUCAGACCCUGAGGACAAAAAUUUGCUACAUGGCUUUACAUCAGCAGGCGAGCUCCUAACCUGGAAGCAAGAUACAGGGUUUUUCGAGAACAAAAAGACUCUCGCUUUGAAGCUAUCAAGUGAGAAGAAAAUCGUUGGCUUGCACCUAUCCUCCAACAAAAACGCUGUUGUCGUGGUUGAAGACACGGAAAAGCAGAUUCAUAAAUUCAUAAAAUACAACCUCAAUACAAAUGAAAAGGAAAAUCUGCCUGUAAUUGGUCAAGUUGGAAAGUUCAGCUCUUCCGUGGGCAGUUCGGAUAAAGAUGAGUACCUUGCAACCAUUCACGUAUACAACCUGAGGGUCGUCAACUUAAAUUCCUCGGAAAAAUUCAAACACACAGUGAAUCCUGAAUGGGGAAGCUUCUCUUGUGUUCGGUCCCAUCCCAAGCAAAACCUGAUUGCCACCUGCGACCAGUCAGGGAGGAUUUUGAUUUGGAGAGAUGUUAUGUCCUUCCAAGCCAUCAAAACGCUGCAUCACUGGCACAAACUUCCGGUGAACGACGUUGUCUUCACAGGCCAAGCCAGUAGCUUCUAUUCUGGCGGGUCUGAGACUGUUAUUGUCAAGUGGUGGCUAGACGGCAGUCAAUCCAGAGAUUUCAUCACUAAUACCGGAGCUUCCAUUAAAAACAUGGCCAUCUCACCAGACAAUAAAUAUGUGGCUGUUGGAAUGGCGGACAAUGCAAUCCACGUUGUGAACUCUCAAAUGGACAUUGAACAGACCAUUCAGCACGUGUCUACGCACUUUGAGGAGCGACCAGGAGUGAAACCAAUCGUUUCUCGCAUGUCCUUUGAUCCAAGAACAAAAGCCUUGGUGGUCAACGGCCGUUCCGGACAUGUCCAGUUUUACUCCGUGGAGAACCAGUCCUACAUGUUCUUGGUUGAUGUCGUUGGACAGAAUUAUUUGAACCAGCAAAGAGGAUUAGACAUGGUCAACACAGAGGUUGUGUUGACAGCCAUGUCCAGUGACGGUAACUGGUUUGCCACUGUUGAGGAAAGGGAUGACGGACUGAGCCACCUUGAGUGUCGACUCAAAUUUUGGAGCUGGGAUUGGCAGCACAAAUUCAAGCUGAAAACCAGCAUUGAAAAUCCGCACCAGGGUAGAGUGAAUGACAUUGCUUUCCAGCCUGUGUUGGGCGAUGGUGUAAACAGAUUGAUCAGUACAGGGAUGAAUGCCAAAUUCAUUACAUGGUGCAAAUCCGAAGAAGAUUCUCUCUGGACGUUGGAAUUUGUUGGAAAGCUGGACAACCUCGUCCCUCGACCCGUAGAGUUUUCCAACGACACAUCUCUCUAUGCUGUUGGAUUUGAAGGCACUCUGUCUGUUUGGGAAACAAGUGCUAUGGAAAUGAAGAGCUGCUUGACCAGACCUGACGCAUCAGAGCGGAUCAAUUUCGUAAAAUUCGGCAACAAUGCGUCAAGUAGAUACCUUGUGGCAGCAAGCAGCAGCAAAAUUGUCAUUUGGGACCUGAUUCUACUUCAAGUUGUGAAAAUAAUUGGACUUAAGGUUGCCUGGCUUGCUGCAAACCCAAUGAAUGAUCACAUGGCUGCUUUCACAGAAGGCGGAGAGCUGGUAGUGUUCUUGCCAUCAGAAAAAGCUCCAAUUUAUAGAAAGAGUAUUUUGGGAGGAAAAAAAGUGAGCUCGGCACUUUACUGGCCUCACGAUGAAGUGCAAAGCAACGCGGUUGGGUGGCAGAGAUUGGCCCAGCUCUAUUUCAUGACUGACAAUCAGGAGAUCUUCACUUUUGUUUCUAAGAACGAAGAAAAUAGGGAUUUUUUCAAUCCAGUUGAAUUCCCCAACAACGAGGGCAAAACUGCGACCCCGCUGGCUGCUUUUGUGGCUAAGCAGACACUGUCUCAAGUGAAGAAAGUGGAACCACUGCCAAUGUGGAAGCAGCAAGUGAAUUCCUACCAAGGAUCAUAUUUAAAAAUGAUGUGUGAGACUCCAUCGCACAUGCUUCCUCCGAUGCAAAUGUUGGUUGGUGAACUGAUCAACGAGUACCUCACGGCACAGUCUUCUACUAUUGAGAAGCCACAAGAGUUUUUCAAAGCCCCAGAGCCUAUGGAGGUCAUCGAAGGAAGCUCAACAGAUUCAGAGAGUGAGGAAGAAGGAAGCAAGGUAAGACAAAAGCGAAGAAAAGCAAAAACCAAGAAAUUGCGUCCUGUUGAGGAAAGUACCCUCCAAUCGGUAGCCAAACUUCAGUUUGACUGGGUAGAAAUGCUAUUUGAUGCUGUUGAGAUCACAUCUGAUGAGGAAUGAAGCGUCAAACCUUGUGUUUAUUUUUUUAUCAUGAAUAAUAAAUUUAUUGUGAAACAUGAAAGCUGA